CCAUAGAAAUACAAAGCUUAACAGUCGAUCGGCAUUCACCUACUCAUCGUCGGAAAGAGAAAGCAACAAAAGUCAAUGGCGCGUUCCUCAACUGAAAGAAAGAAACACAACAAAGAAACGGAAGUCAUAAUGCUAACAGAUUCGGAGUCAGACGAAUCUUUCACUUCCGAAGAGUUCGACUGGGACGCACCAGAACCAAAUCUCAUUUUCAUGCCCUCAUCCUGUACACGUUUUCGGAUACCAGUAAAAGUUGCAAGAGCCAUGGGAAUUGAUCGAUGCGGAAAGGUGACCAUUGAAAACAUGCGUGGUGUGGAAACAAAUCUGAAGGUCACGGGUGAACCAAAAAGAGCAAAAAAGAAAAAUCGGUUUAGUGUAUUGGGGUGGCCAGCAUGGGUUCGUGAAAACAACAUCAAGAUGGGUUAUCUUUGCGUUUUAGAGUGGUAUGAAGACAUGCCGACACUCUUUGUUAGGGAUGUAAUCGAAGAAUAAUGGGGUUAUUAACUUAGAUCAAAACCGUUCAACCAUUGUAUAUGGUAAUUUUGUCUAACUAACGGUUUUGGCAAUAAGUAUAUAGGUGUGUAGGACUGGUUUUUUAGGAAGUUGUUAACUGUUUUGUUGAUGUUAGCUGUUGGAACAUAAGUUGAUACCAUUUUGGCCUAUGUUA
Messenger RNA from Helianthus annuus (common sunflower), 664 nucleotides. RefSeq lists its product as uncharacterized. The coding region runs from base 76 to 489 and encodes 137 amino acids. The transcript is spliced from 3 exons. The record is from RefSeq and is a predicted model, not a curated record. Lineage: Eukaryota; Viridiplantae; Streptophyta; Magnoliopsida; Asterales; Asteraceae. Gene Ontology annotation, molecular function: DNA binding.